Messenger RNA from Dicrocoelium dendriticum, 4561 nucleotides. NCBI's taxonomy places the organism in Eukaryota, Metazoa, Platyhelminthes, Trematoda, Plagiorchiida, Dicrocoeliidae. The record is from the annotation of a GenBank genome assembly.
GUUGUGGCACAGUACUGAGUUUGGAUUUGUGCCCCUGCGAAUGCCACAGCGGAGCGUGAAAAGUCACUUUCGGUGAAUCCAGUUCGCUCCAGCGGAAUCGCUAUGAAUGUCGGCAAUCCGCGGUCGGGCCAGUCGAUGUUUCAGAGUCAAGUUGGCGGCUUUACCCCAACUCCUGCUUCCCGAGGUUUCUCUGAAUCCUAUCAUACGAAUUUGACUCCCGCAAGAAACAACCCUACUGGCUUUACCACCGCUUCUGUCAGUGUCUGUUCUCCGGUGAACGUCAUACCAUGUUCCACUCCCAAUCGGACAGUUUUAACCAGACAUGCCAACCCUGAUUCUCUUCGAGAGGAUCAUCAUGUAAAUGGGGGACAACAGAUUGCUCGACAUAAACCAGCCGCCCCACUACCAUCACGCAAGCAUCGAACCAAAUCCCCACCCAUUGUCUCCACCAACACCACGGGCUAUUGGCUUCCAGGUGAAAGAUUAGCCCACGUUUCUUCCUUCGAUCCUCGGGUGGUAGUACAAUCUCCAAGUGAGGUUACCAACACCGGUGUUCCCAAAUCUCAACGUUCGUUCCGCGUAGAUGACUCGGAUCAUAUGUACGGGCAGGCAAGCAGCAGUUGCAAUAGCAGUUUUAUCAGUAACAGUAACUCUGCAGACAACAAUGAUUUAUCUGUGUCUGUCGGUCCUCGCCGUCCGUGUGCUCUGUCGGAUUAUUCCCCCACUGACACAACUGCCCUAGGAAGCCCCACAAUCACUACCUACCACAAUCUCCGCGACCUCACUGUUUCUCAGGCCACUGUUGUGCUUGCACCCGAAAACUCCACUACCUCCGGCGGGGUCGUUGCCGCUUCCAACGAACCACGUGAUAUGCACCACACUCGUUGCAGCAGUGGAACUCAGGCUCCUUCUACUACCGACUCAAGUUCAAGGAUGACGGUCAGUGAACUUCGUUCUGUUGCUGAACGUCAGCGUCAGCAACUGAUGCGACAGGCUCAGCAGAUUCAAGCCAAGGAAGAGCGAUUAGCUUGGCUUAGGUCCCUGCACACUAGCUGCGCCGUUAGCGGCUCGACUGGCUUAGCUCAGACGCCCGCAUCCGGUUCCGAGCUGACGCAUGAGCAGGAGGUGCUUCUGCACAAACUACGCGGCUUCCGCGGACAAACGGAACAUACUCGCUUGACGAAUGAAACGAUCGUGAAAGAAAUCGACAACCUCUCCCGUUCCUUAUCAUCCAAAGAAGUCGAGUUGACUGCCUACCUUCAGCGUUCCGACGCGGCGCGACAACUUUUACCCAUUCUAUCGGCUUGUCACCUGUGUUUGUCGGGUAAUUCUUCUGGGCGCGCUCACCGGAUAUAUGCUCCUUCCUCGGAUGAUUGCGUGAAUCUUGAGAAGCCUCUCGAUCUUCUCUCGUUUCAUCUGCCCUUCUCCUCUGAUCGCGAUAAAAAACACUGGCGCGAUGGCUUAUUAGAAGCGGAUCGUUUGGAUAAGCAGAUCGCAUUAGCGCUGAAUCACAACGCCGCUUCGCAGAUGAAAAGAGCAAUGACCACAUCAGAGGAGCUCAAGAAUUCUGAUCGUCCAGUUUCGAAUGCACAUAUGACAUUCAACGCAAGGAAGCCUGCUCUUGUAGAGUUUAAUCAGAGCGUUGUUCACAACAAAUACCCCACGGUAUCAAAAAGCAACGAUGAUCCGGCUUCGAUGUCGUCAAAACCUCCAUUUGUGUCAUCCGACUUCAGCUCGCUGUUGUCUCGAGCCAGCAGUCCCCCAGCGAGCCGCCGUUCUCUGCGAAUGCUACUGCACGCCGCAAACCUUGGAGGCAUCUCUAGCGUGGCUACAAGCCACACUACUCCUACUAGUUCUGGGAUUGUGUCUUCCACUCUUCCACGCAUUAAAACCCCUCCGAGAUAUGCUUCACGUGCAGUGAUCAAUGACACCUACAUGCGCCGAAUAUGCAGGGAUAGUGUUGAGAAAUACAAACGCACUGCAAGUGAAAUCUACCGUGCCAAUAUGGAGCGUUUGUCCGCUAAGCAAACGUCAUCGUUGGCUACUUCGGAACCAAAUUCGGAGUCCCAUAGACCAGAAGAAGUCGAUACCGACGUUGUUGUUGUUCAGCCAUGUCAUGAGCCCAGCGAAUUGCGAGUAUCGCCAACUAACUUUGCUCACCUCACCCUGCGUCAGCCCAUCACAAGCUCGCUCCAAUCUGCCUCCUUCGACCCCGCUUCAUCGUCGUCAUCAUCUUCGUUGGAGCUUUUGGGUAUUGACGAGUCAUCCGUUUGCCCUGGCCAACUUGAUGAACCUGUUGUACGAGACAAAACGGAUUCUAAACUCACUGCGGCUGGGUCCGGCGAUUUGGAUAGCGGAAUUGGCGCGUCAGACGAUACCACUCCAUCGGAACACGCCAAUAUCACAGGCUUAUGCACUUCGCAUCCUAACACAGCUUUGGCUUCAGCCACAGUUGUUUUUGUCGAUGAUGGACCCGGGACAGAUGGCUGCUUAAGCAAUGCUUCAGAUGGAACUUCCCAGCGUGUACAGUCUAUUCUACGCAAAGCAGUGAAACAUUCAACUUCAGAGAUGGCGUCAACCACUGCAACGGAACUGACCAAUGAUCAACCCUCGACACUGAAUUCGUCGUCCCAGUCGCGCUCCAAUUCUGUUCGAUUUCACCCAUUAGCUCUUCUACUGGAUGCUGCACUCGAGGGUGAUUUGGAUUUGGUUAAGAAAAUGGCGGCGGCGGUUACCGAUGUCUCAGAGCCCAACGAUGAGGGUAUUACUGCCCUCCACAACGCCGUUUGCGCAGGCCGCACUGAUAUAGCUGAUUUUCUGGUGCGUACUGCUGGAGCGGAUGUAAACGCUGGAGACACUGAUGGUUGGACUCCUUUGCACUGUGCUGCCUCAUGCGCCAAUCUCACAUUGGCACGCCUUUUGGUCGAACACGGAGCAUCUCUACACGCUCGUACUCUAUCGGAUCACGAAACUCCGCUGGAAAAAUGCGACCAGGGCGAUGAUGAGGCAGAGUGUGAGGAAUACCUUUUCUUUCAACAGGAGCGACUCGGGUCUGCUGCAUCUGGUCGGGUUUACGCGUUGUUUCCUCGUGGAUUGGAAGCGGCUGGCGCGGGUUCUGCGGAUGCUUAUAUUCAAGCCGACGAGCUACCAAUUUACCCCAACGAACCGUUGACUAUUGUGGAUAGGGAGCCGGCUGGUGAACCGGAAUGGAUGAUGGCUGAAAAAGCGGAUGGUACACAUGGACUUGUGCCUCGCUCGCAUAUUUCCUGUUAUCCCUUGGUCCGUGUGCCUCCCGCCAGUCAUCCAAUACCCAUCCUCCCUCCUGUUGCUACUCGGUUUGAGAUCUGGGAUGAUGAUGAAGAGGAUGACACAAGCAGUCCAGUCGCGGAGGAACCAGCGGAUACACAGGCCUCUGGUGACGAUACCAUUCCUUUGGUCAUCGAAGUGGAUGUUUCCGUAGCGGAUCUCCCUGUGUCUUCGGGGCACACUUUACCUGUGGUGACGCGGCCAACAUGCAGCACUACUGUGAUGUUGCGCAACGAUCAGCUACCUGCGCAAUCAGAAAAUAUUGAGAAGAGACUCGUUACACCAACUCCCACUCCGCGUGAUGGCAACAACUGUGAUUUGAAGACUGCCCUGUAACGUCUCUCACCAUGCCACACAUCGGCUGCAGAUUCCUUGCAGUCUCUGCAAUGCUCGCCUAUCCCGUAAUGUUUUUCAACCGGUUCCUCUGUACAUACGCAUUCGCACACUGUCUAUGUGUGCGCUUUUUAUCACACCAACGCAACUCCAUGUACAUGGCUUUCAGCAACAAAAUCGUUCUCCAGCUGCGAGACAACCUGUAAUUAAGUUUUCCUUUUGUUUUGUACAGCUCUUCUUGCAGUCUCUUCAUUUGCUGCUUCAACAUCAAUGACUUCAAUGUGACCUAAUGCCUGUGUUUCAGCAUGUUAGGGCACAUUUGUUGCGGUAACCAAUCUUUUCUCGGCGCAUCACUCCCACCAGACUUUCAGCUAUCCUCUGGGUCUCCUGUUCAGGAUCCCCUACCCAGCUUAUCGAAUGCGAUGUUUAUUUUUGUAUAUUUUCUUGUGGCUACUUUUAUUUAUUGCUAAGGUUGUUUUUAUUUUCUCUCGUGUGCGUCCUUUUCUUCCGGACUUCAUUAUUUUCUUCAUGUUUUCGCUAUAAAAUCCGCCCGUCAAUCUCCUGAUGUGCCACUUUGGAAGCCACAUUCUUUUCCAUCUCACUUUAGCUACUGUGGAAGUUUUUCCUCUCUUCUGGGGUUGCACUGUCCUCCCUUGUGUUUUAGCCGCAUCAUUCGGUUUGAUAUCGCACACUAUACGUGUGCUAUCACUCCACACAAUUUCAAUGCGCUGGAACUUUUACAGGCUGUGUCUGAGAAUAUGAUCUGCUUCGUGAUAUACCAAAGCCUAUACUUUUUCUGGCAUCAGAUUUGGAAUCCAGGUUCUUCCAACCACCUCGAUUAUUCGCGUACUUCUCGUUUGGCAAGUUGCUCUAAUUUGGAAGGCAAAUGUCAAUCUGUUAUCAACUUCACGACUAAAUCGUU